Molecule: messenger RNA, 2552 nt
Organism: Lynx canadensis (Canada lynx)
Lineage: Eukaryota; Metazoa; Chordata; Mammalia; Carnivora; Felidae
Gene: OLR1
Product: oxidized low density lipoprotein receptor 1
Exons: 6
Coding region: 64-888 (274 amino acids)
Biological process (GO): inflammatory response; lipoprotein metabolic process; cell death
Cellular component (GO): plasma membrane; signaling receptor complex
Molecular function (GO): low-density lipoprotein particle receptor activity
Source: RefSeq, a predicted model, not a curated record
AUUUUUACUUUAUGCAGAAGUCCUUGACUGCUUCACUCUCUCAUUCUUGGAGUGAAUUUGGAAAUGAUUUUUGAUGACCUUAAGAGUACGACUAUGAAAGACCAACCCGACCAGAAGCCAAAUGGAGAGAAAGCUAAAGGUCUUUAUUUUCUUUCUUCUCGGUGGUGGUGCCCUGCCGCUGUGCUUCUAGGGGUCCUUUGCUUGGGAUUACUGGUGACUCUUAUCAUGCUGAUAAUGCAAGUAUCACAGGUGUCUGGUCUCCUAAAGCAACAUCAAGCAAACCUUACCCACCAGGAAAUUAUACUGGAGGGACAGAUUUUAGCACAGCAGCAGGCAGAAAAAGCUUCCCAGGAGUCAGAAAAGGAACUCAAGGAGAUGAUAAAAAACCUUACCCAGAAGCUGGAUGAAAAAUCAAAGAAACAGAUGGAACUUCAUCACCAGAACCUGAAUCUCCAAGAAGCUCUGAGGGAAGCAGCAAACUUUUCAGCUCCUUGUCCCCAAGACUGGCUCUGGCAUGAAGCAAACUGUUACGUAUACUCCUCUGGCCCAUUUAAUUGGGAAAAAAGCCAGAACCAUUGCUUGUCUUUGGAUGCCCACAUGCUGAAAAUUAACAGCACAGAUGAUCUGGAAUUCAUCCAGCGAGCAAGCGCCCAUUCCAGUUUCCCGUUCUGGAUAGGGUUGUCUCUGAGGAAGCCGAGCAGCUCAUGGCUCUGGGAGGAUGGCUCUCCUUUGAUGCCCCACUUGUUUCGAUUCCAGGGAUCUCUUUCCCAGAGGUAUACUUCAGGCACUUGUGCCUAUAUACAAAGGGGAGCUGUUUUUGCUGACAACUGCAUUUUAACUGCAUUUACUAUAUGUCAGAAGAAGGCAAAUCUAGUGAGAGCACGGUGAAUUUGAAGGCUCUGGAAGCAAAGGAAAAGACUUUUCUUCUGGAAUUGAAGCUGUACUUUAUAAUUUAGGUGCAAAACGAGAGAGCCCUGCGAACUGCCUGUUAUUAGCUGACUGCAGAAUUCCUUAGCAGAGACUAGGUCUGCAGAUGCCUGGCUGGAGAUAUCCAAAAUGUUGAUUCUAUGUCUCUUUCUCUCGUUUUUCGCCUGGUUUCCCCAAUCCUCCUGCCAGCCUUCAAACCUUCUCCCCUUUUUAUGUUUUAAAGUUUUACUCCUCUUCAAGUCUUGGCAGCCCUCUGUACUCAGUCCUCUACCUCAGUGCCAUCUGCCCCCUCACCCUCCUAAACCGCAUAGAAAAUGGAAAAUGGAGAACUUGACCCCCCUGCAAGCAGAAGGCGAAAAAGGGGAAAUCUGCAUGGGAACAGAGCUGGUGAAGAAACAGAAAAGAGGAAAAGCCCAUAAUGGAAUCAAGGAACUUGAGUUCUCGACCUUAAAAGCUGCCACUUGUUCGUCUUUUAAGUUGCGAUCUGUCUCCACACUCCACCACUUACACACGUGCACACCCAAAACACACACACACACACCCAACACACACGCACACACCCAGAACAUCACAUUUUGGUGUGAUUGAGAUGUUCCGGGAGGUAAUUAUAAAUAGAAUCAUCUUUUCAGUGACCCAAAUACAAUUCCUUAUUGGUCUCUGAAUCUGUUCUGACUUCUUCAUCCUUUCUCUAUCAAAGGACAGCUCCAUAUAGCUUUACUCCUUCAGGAGAGUAUUUGUUAGAAUCAUGGUGCCGGGGGCAAAAAUAGUUUUUGUGUUGUUUUUUUUCUCCCUAAAGUACACACCAUUUAUAGAUGACCUCUUCUCAACUCUGUUAUGCUGUGCUAAUGUGGAAACAUACCGGGCCAACCAGUGAAGACACUCCGUUAAGGAGCAAACUGAGCCAGCCGCGGAAACAUUGCUGAACAGAAACAGAUGGAAUUUGAAGUAUUCCUUCUAUUUUCAGUGUUUCUAGUCCCCGGCUACCUCCCCUCCCAGGUUUUCCUACUUUAAAGGAAGCCUUUCCAUUUCAUUGCACAUAAUGUAGCACCAACUGUAUCCAAAAAAGAAAAGCUGGACCAUUCCUAGGAAGACAGAUAUUCAUCUGCCUUGUUGUUUGCAUCAAUUUUUCCCCCUUUUAAAAUAUUCAAUGUGAUUCCCUUGUAUGAGUAUACCCCAAUUUGUGGAUAAAUUACCUGUUGAUGAUCUUUUGAGUUGUUUUCGGUAUUUGUCUAUCACAAAAUAAGGUGCUAUAAACAUUUGUGUACCAGCCUUUGUAUGCACAUAGCAUUUCUCUUCUCGUGAGUAAAUGCGUAGGAGUUUAAUGUCAGAACCAUUCAGUAGGUGUAUGUUCAGCUAGCUGAGAAAUUGCCAAACGUUUCGCCCCAAACUUGUACCAUUUGGUAUUCCCACCAGCAGUGUAUGAACGUUCCAAUUCCACCUCAUCCUUGCUGACGCUUGGUAUGGUCAGUCUUGUCACUUUACCCAUUCUGAUAGGCACAUGGUGGUGUAUUACUCUGGUUUAAUUUGCAUUUCCUAAAUGAAAAAUAAUCUUGAGAUCUUUUUAUUUACUUAUUGUGCUUAUUUACUCUCUACAUAUUUUCUUUGAUAAAGCGCUGUACCGAUCU